CCUUUCGCUCGGUUGUCUCAGCGCAGGUCUCCGCUGGCUUGCGCCCCCUCCCCGGGAGCCCCCGCCGCCCCUGCCGCCGGCCUGGCCCCCCCGCCCGAGUCCACCCCGCCCCCCGGAGUCGUUUUCUCCGGGGCGCCGCCGAUUCACCUGGUAUUUGCAUCUCGCCCUCCAACUUGCCUUUGGCGGCGCGACGUGUGGGAGAGCCCUUGCGCCUCGCCCGCCCCGACCGGCCUGCCCCCGCGCCGAGGUUGCUCCUGCGGUUAGCCCAGCCCAGCAUGCAGCCUUGAACCUGGCUUAGGCCACCACCUACUCCAGCUCCCUAUUCUACUGUGGCUCAGGGUGUAGGCUCUAAGCUUCAAGAUACCUGAGCAACAUCUUUUCAUCAGGAAAACCCUGCAGCUCCAGAGGGCCCUGCGAGUCCUGCUGUCAGCUCUGAGAAGACAGCAUGGCUAUUACCCUGCAGCCCAGUGACCUGAUCUUUGAGUUUGCAAGCAACGGGAUGGAUGACAUACACCAGCUGGAAGACCCCUCAGUGUUCCCAGCUGUGAUUGUGGAGCAGGUACCCUACCCCGAAUUACUGCAUCUGUACUCAGGACUGGAGCUGGACGACGUUCACAAUGGCAUCAUAACGGACCGGACCUUGUGCAUGACGCAGGAUCAGAUCCUAGAGGGUAGUUUUUUGCUGGCAGAUGAAAAUGAUGCAACCUCACAAACUAUGUCAACCACUGAAGUCUUGCUCAAUGUAGAGUCUCCCAACAACAUCCUGGAUGAGAAGCAAAUCUUUAGCACCUCUGAAAUGCUUCCAGACUCAGACCCUGCUGCAGCCAUCACUCUGCCCAACUACCUGUUUACUGUCUCUGAGCCCAAUGCCCUGAACCGGGCUGGUGACACUUGUGACCAGGAGGGGCAUUCUCUGGAGGAGAAGGUCCCCAGAGAAGAAAGUGCCAAGAACACUGGAAAAUCAAAGAAGAGAAUCAGGAAGACAAAGGGUAACCGCAGUACCUCACCUGUCACUGACCCCAGCAUCCCCAUACGGAAGAAAUCUAAGGAUGGCAAAGGCAGCACCAUCUAUCUGUGGGAGUUCCUCCUGGCGCUUCUGCAAGACAGGAACACCUGCCCCAAGUACAUCAAGUGGACCCAGCGAGAGAAAGGCAUCUUCAAGCUGGUGGAUUCCAAAGCUGUGUCCAAGCUAUGGGGAAAACAGAAAAACAAGCCUGACAUGAACUAUGAGACAAUGGGGCGGGCACUCAGAUAUUACUACCAAAGGGGCAUUCUUGCCAAAGUGGAAGGACAGAGGCUGGUGUACCAGUUUAAGGAGAUGCCCAAGGACCUAGUGGUGAUUGAAGAUGAGGAGGAGAGAAAUGAAGUCACAGAGUCAUCCCCUCAGGCCUCCACUGCCUCCACCUCCUCUACCAGCACUGCUCGGCGAGCCAGCUCCAGGGUCUCAUCCAGGCCCGCCCCCCAGGGCAAGGGCAGCCCUCCCUGGGAAAAGCCGAGGGUUCAGCACAUUGGUCUACAGCCAUCUGCGAGUCUGGAAUUAGGACUGUCUCUAGAUGAGGAGAUCCCUACUACCUCCACCGUGCUUGUCUCUCCACCAGAGGGCCAGGCCAAACUCACCAAAGCUGUGAGUGCUUCUCCAGUGCCCAGCAACAUCCACCUAGGAGUGACCCCUGUGGGGUCAGGCUCAGCCUUAACCCUGCAGACAAUCCCUCUGACCACAGUGCUGACCAACGGGCCUCCUGCCAGUACUACUGCUUCAACCCAGCUCGUUCUCCAGAGUGUUCCGCCUGCUUCGACCUUGAAGGACACCUUCACUUUGCAGGCCUCCUUCCCCCUGAGCACCAGUUUCCAAGAAAACCAGGUGGCAGCACCAGGGACUCCAGUGAUUCUCAGUGGCCUCCCCCAACUUCUGGCUGGGGCCAACUGUCCAACUAAUCCAGCAGCACCCUUGGUCUCAGGGGCUGGAGCAGCGGGGCCCAGCUCUCAGCCCCCUGGGACUGUCAUUGCUGCCUUCAUCAGGACUUCCGGUGCCACAGCAGCCCCUGGGGUCAAGGAGGGGCCACUGAGGCCCUCCUCAUAUGUGCAGGGCAUGGUGACUGGGGCCCCCAUGGAGGGGCUGCUGGUUCGUGAAGAGACCCUGAGGGAGCUCCUGAGGGAUCAGGCUCACCUUCAGCCACUUCCAACCCACAUGGUUUCAAGGGGUUCCCACAAUCCGAGCCUUCUGGGAAACCAGACUUGCUCUGCUCCUAGCCGCCCCACUGUUGGGCUGACCCCGGUGGCUGAACUUGAGCUAUCCUCAGGCUCAGGGUCCCUGUUUAUGGCUGAGUCUAGUGUAACCACAUCUGGGAGCCUGCUGACUAGAUCCCCAACUCCAGCCCCCUUCUCCCCAUUCAAUCCCACUUCCCUCAUUAAGAUGGAGCCCCACGACAUAUAAAUGGAGGGGGUGGGCAACUGUGACCCACCAGGCAAAGCUGAGCAUCAUUUGUAUAUGGACUGCCUCUAGCAGAGACUGACGAAGCAGCUCACCUGCCCUUACAUUUCGGUGGGAUGUCAAUACACCAGACCCCCCAACGCCCACCCCUGCCUGAUGUCACCAUAGCCAAGCCAUGCCCAGUUUGAGCAUCUCUGGUGUCAGACCAUGGUCUUCAAGAGCACUAGGGGAUAUGCUUUUGUCAGGAGUAGUGAGCUGAUGUGGUGAUGAAAGCAUAACCUCCUAAAAAGUUGGUAGCCAGGGGAGGUGCAGGGGCUUCACAGGAAAAGUCCUUUUUUGCCUGGCUGCAUUUCACCAUCUAUGUUCCCUCUGCAGGGAACUUACUAUCCCGUAUGUGAAUAUCUCGGUAUAUAUUUGUGUGUACUCUUGGGUCUGUAUCAUUUCUUUGGAGAGGAUGAGGGUACAACUAUGAGGUCUUAAAGAAUGUGUCUCUCUCUGUGGGUCAGUCGCAGAGAUGAAGAUUUGUCUUAAUGAAAAACAUUCUCUAGUUCCCUUUGUACAAACCAAGAUUGAGUUGCUCUGAGACUAUGGGGUACAGGUUGGAUCACCCAAAUCUGGAGCAGGUCCAGGGUAGUAGAGCUUUGAUUGGCAUGUGUGUUGGAGCACAUGCAGUUCUAAGGGACAGGAGAAGGCCAAGUCAUAAAGAGAGGGAAGGAAACUCAGCCCUGGGGAGUAGCUCCCCAGCCUAGACUGAGGCCCUCUUCCUCGAAUCGGCCUCCUUGCCCACCAGUCACUUGCCAGCAUGCUGGAACCUUGGCCACCCCAGAGGGCUAUGCUGAAGGGUUACACAGGAGUCAAGUGCUCCUCCAGGGUUAGACUCAGCCACCAAGUCCUUAAGCGGAGCUGAAUUAAUUGAAUGUUUGCGCUGAGGUCUGGGGCUGUAAGAUCAGUCUUUGCGUCUGGCAUUCAUCCUGAAUCCUGGGUUCCCUCUUGAUUAGUUUUGCUCCUGAUAUUUUCCUGCUGUCAGGCAUUGCUGAGGAUAGUUGUGUAGCAGUGUAGAUUGGGUCUGCUUCCACUCCCAUUCAUGUAUGCCUGCCACAGAGCCCGCCUUCUACUCACUUUAUAAGUUUGCCAACCCACCUGCCCCCACCAUGGCUACAGCAGGCAUGCAAGUGGACCACUGCCCCUCUUCUCCAACUUUCACAACUGGCCCUGAUUCCUUCACCAAGAAGACAGAAGUCAACAGAUGUGAGCUCCCAUGGUACUUCUGUCUCUACAUGGCUCCUUGCUUCCCUCUUUCCUCUCUGAGGAAGCGUCAGCUGAUUCUCUCUGAAAGACAAUUCCUUGCCUUAGGGUCUGGAUUCCGUCCCCUGUCCCUUCUUUGAAUGAGCUUGCUUCUCUCCUGCCAAGUUUGGGGGCAAGGCUAACAGUGAAGACACGUCAAGCUUCAGAAACAAUUACACUGUCUGGUGAAUUUGGUUAAUGUGAAUCGGUGCCUCAGGACCUUUGCUUUGUCCUCAGUGCAAAACCAUCCACUUGAUCUAACUACCUCCCCAGGCUGCUCUGCUCUCUCUCCUCAUCACUGUCAAGCUUACUAUCAUUCUCUCCCACUCUCUUCUUGUUUCCCUGCCCCCAGGAGGGAACCAUAUACAGUUGUGCAGGUAUAUUUAUUACAUGUCUCCAGCAUAUGGCAUUAAAGUGCCUUUUUCUAAUAAAAUCAGUUUAUUGUGACAAUUUCAUGAUGGUGGAAAGUAAAGCAUCUUGAGAGUCACCUUGAAAAACAAUUGCAUAAAGGUGCUGCAUGGGUUAGGGGUGGCCCUGGCCCCCACUUCAACUCCACAGAACUUAUCAUUUGAAGGUCGCUGAUGUCUUCAUGGUGACAUCAAAUGUCUUCAAAGUUCUUGGCCCCUGUGAGCCCUCAUAGCACGUGACACUAUUUCCCAUCCUCUCUAGCACUAGCCAGGCUUAACUGCGCCCUCUGUCGCCUACUCUGAGCCCGCAUGUGCUGGCUCUGCAUCUACAAUUUCAGUGUGACUAUCCCCCAGAUGUCUCAUCCAUCCGCUUGGCUUUGACUCAGCAAUUCCUUGAUGAGUCCAAAAUCUAGAGCUGUAGCCCCCAUUUUUCUCAGCUCCUGGCUAACAUGUCCAGGGGCCUGCUGGACAUUUCUACCUAGAUGCUGCCAGGCCUUCAAAGACAGCCUGUCUCCCAAAAAUCGAUUUCGAAAGUCUUUACACACACACACACACACACACACACACACACACACACCUUUCCAAGAAAAAAAAGCUGUCAUGACUUGCCUAUUUCUGUUAAUGGUGCCACCAUUUUCCUGACAUUUCAGAGCCAUCUGAUGGCUACAUUCAUUUGACCUUUCCCCCACCCCCCUCCCCAUCUCUUGAAGUCCAGUGCCAUUUGCCAUGUCUCUCAAUCUGGCCCUCUACAUUCCCAGAGCCUCAAACUACCCAGAGCUUAUCCCCCUCUCUAGACACAUCCAUAGCCCUACUGUGACCUUGUCCCCUCCAAUCUGCCAGGGUGACAAUUCUGAUCUGCUAAAAACCUUCGAGGGCUCCUCAUUGCCUGUGGGUAGGGGUGAUACUCAAAAUACUUAACCUCUAAUCCAUUUUAGGCAGCUGGGCAUUAACUUCAUUUGCUGAAUCACGAGGCAGUCCAGGGGUCCUGGAGGAGGAGCAAAGGGGGCAUUUGAGGGCUCAGAGCAGGAGUUCCAAAAGUAUUUUGAGUUCAGCGUCAGUCUUCAGACAAGUUUCCAAGUCCUUGACCUUCUGGCAAGGUCCUUCAUCAUCAGGUCCUAUCUGACUUCCCCAUUCGUCUCUCAUACUGCUUCCCCCACCCCCAAUGUAUUGCUCCAGCCAAACCGAUGGACUUGGUGGGCUUUGAACAAGCUUCUGUUCAAAUUUCCCACCUCUGUGUUCUUGCUUUACUUGGUUCUGGCUCAACCAGAAUGUUCCUCCCACCCCAUUAGUACCAACUGAAUCCUAUCCAUCCUUCAAGACUCAAUUCAUGAAAGCUGCCUCCCCAGAGUUCUUUAUUUGAAACUUGUAGUAAUUGCCACUCUUUUGGCAACUGACCACAAACAACCUGUGACAUCUCCUCUAUUAUAAUCACAAACUGUUACUAAAUCUUCAAUGAUCUGGACUUACUUAGUCUCCCCAAUUAGCAUGUUACCUUCUGAGGGGUCGGGGACUGUCUCACCCACAGAGGAGGGCACACUACAUACAAACCAUCUAGUGAGCAUCAGCAAACUGAUUGAGCUGGUGAGAGAUGGGGACCAAACUUUGAGGUAGGUGACGCCAACCUCCCCUCUGCACAGGCACUCACCCCAGGUGCUCCACUGCCUAGGGCCUGUGCUCCCUGGUUCAGUGCCCUCGUGGUUCCCCCCAGCCUCCACACCCAAGAGUUGUUACUACUUUAAACACCCCUCUACCCCUAAAGAAACUUCCCUGUCCAGUUUCUUUCCUAACUCAAAGUGUUGAACUAAUCUGAUAAACUAACCUAUGCUGAUAUAGUUACGGGAGAGGGCUAGAGGAGAACCUCAGGAGACAGGUUUGUUUUAACCAGGGUCUUGUGGCAAUAACAUCCCUGCCGGUGUGAUAGUUUAAUAGUCAAGGGACUCGCUUCUUGCCCCCAGCAGCUGACUUAUUACUCCCUCCUCUGGGCUCCCACAGCACUUUGUAUAUACCUCUUACUGUAGCACUUAGCAAAUGGUAGCACCUGAGUUAUGUGUUUAUAUACGUUUCCCCUCCAAUAGACUGUGAGCUCCUCAAGGACAGGGACUGUGUGUUAGUCACUGAUGUAUUCCCAGCGCCUAGCACAGUGCCUGGCACACAGUAGGUGCUCAAUAAAU
This is a messenger RNA of Rhinolophus ferrumequinum (greater horseshoe bat), 6293 nucleotides long. It is a transcript of the gene ELF4, whose product is annotated as E74 like ETS transcription factor 4. Gene Ontology annotation, cellular component: nucleus. The transcript has 9 exons. The record is from RefSeq and is a predicted model, not a curated record. The coding region runs from base 446 to 2434 and encodes 662 amino acids. Lineage: Eukaryota; Metazoa; Chordata; Mammalia; Chiroptera; Rhinolophidae. Gene Ontology annotation, biological process: regulation of transcription by RNA polymerase II; cell differentiation. Gene Ontology annotation, molecular function: sequence-specific DNA binding; DNA-binding transcription factor activity, RNA polymerase II-specific.